Plodia interpunctella (Indianmeal moth) is the source of this 7054-nucleotide messenger RNA. RefSeq names its product dendritic arbor reduction protein 1-like. The transcript has 8 exons. Gene Ontology annotation, biological process: regulation of transcription by RNA polymerase II. Bases 92 to 1168 code for a protein of 358 amino acids. Lineage: Eukaryota; Metazoa; Arthropoda; Insecta; Lepidoptera; Pyralidae. Gene Ontology annotation, molecular function: RNA polymerase II cis-regulatory region sequence-specific DNA binding; DNA-binding transcription factor activity, RNA polymerase II-specific. The record is from RefSeq and is a predicted model, not a curated record.
CGUCGCGGCGCAGAGACCGCGCACAGGCGUGCCUCGCUGCCCCGCUCCGCAGUGUCCGGCGACGCCCGCGCCUCCGCCCCGCUUGCCGGGCAUGGAGCCCUGCUGCGCUGUCUCCGGCGAGGACCUUGUGGGCGACCAGAUUGUCCCGGGCGGCGUCCACUGGGGGGGUUCACCCAGCGGCGCGGUUGUCGACUCGUGGUUUCAGAUGCAGACGUCUGAGCUAGAGACAUUGCUGUGCAAGCAGGAGGGCGCGGCACUCGCGCCCGCGCACAUGGACCUGUUCGACGGCGGCACCACCUCCCGCGACGAUGCCUUCCUCCGCCCCGCGCCCGCCCUCUGGGAGGAUAUCGCCUCCUCAAUUCGGAACAUCGACCCGGAGAACGCCAACAUGCUGGCAGCGCUGGGCACAACGCACGUCAAGCUGGAGGCGGACGAGGCGCUGCUGGAGGGCUGCGCCACGCCGCUGCUCAGCCCGCUGGAGAUCAAGACGGAACGGUUGUGCGCGCCGCCGACGUACGCGCAGCCGCAGCCCCCACCACACCCGCCGCCCCCCUCCUUCGCAAAGUACGCGCCCUCACGGCUCGUCUACAUGUCCCCGUUGACACCCCCUGGGUCCGAUCAGGGAAGUCCAGGAAAUUCUAUGCAGGGCGGGCCUCGCCGGACGCCGCCGCCGCCCUACCACCCGCCGCCCUUGCUCAGGGCACCCCACAUCCCACCGCACCCCGCUGCUCAUCCGCAUCAUCAUCCUCAGCCCAUGCAAACCCUACACAUGGGACAACAGCCGCCGGCGCAGGCGCAACCACCGAUGCAUACCCCUGCCCCGCACUCGAGGCUCGCCUCACCCCCGCAGGGCAAGUACAACCGGCGGAACAACCCUGAACUGGAGAAACGGAGAGUACACCACUGCGACUUCAUAGGCUGUACGAAAGUCUACACAAAAAGCUCGCAUCUCAAAGCUCACCAGCGAAUACACACUGGAGAAAAACCUUACACGUGUCAGUGGCCGGAGUGCGAAUGGCGAUUCGCACGAUCAGACGAGUUGACUCGCCACUACCGCAAACACACCGGAGCGAAGCCGUUCAAGUGCGCGGUGUGCGAACGUUCGUUCGCGCGCUCUGACCACCUUGCACUACACAUGAAGCGGCAUUUGCCCAAAACGUCCAAAUGACACGCAAGAAGGGGCGGUGAGCAGCCGCCCGCGUCUCAAUCCACUCAGGAGGAAUGCAGUGAAAGCAUCUUCCUGGAGUGUGAUCUGGACUCCAACUUGAUGGACACGUUCUACAGCGUGCUGUGACCGCCUCGGCCCCGAGCCUCGGCGACGUACCAUAACGGGUUGUGUUUGCAAGUUAUACACCCGACACGCUCGCUGAUUGAAUAUUUAAGUUCACCUUUGAAUCUAAUCGAAUAAGUAAUUUUAGUGAAUUCAAAACAAAUCACUCUGACGUUGUUAUUCAUUUUCGUAUUUCAUAUCAAUAAAAAAAAUUACAAAUGUAUUUAAAUUUCGAUGAUAUUAAAUCAGUUUAGCUUUGUAAAUAUUUAUACAUUUCACAAUUGCUCGGUAUAUGUAUUGUAUGCCAUUUUGAAAGUAUUAUGAAUGUUUAAGUAUGUAGAUGAACGAUAUUAUUUCAUACUCUGCCAUAUAGCACAGAAUAGAUUACCUAUCUUAAAUGUAAUCCAAAAGAAAAUACUGUACUUACAACAUUGAACAGCAUUACCAAGGAAAUUGCUUUAUUCAUUUUUAUUCAUUAUAUUACCUUAAUCUGCUAGAUCAGAAACGUUUACAUCUACUUAUUAUGUAAUCAUACAUCUAUACAAUCUAAUAUAUAAAUUGAUAAAAUUAUUUAUGUACAUUAUCACAAAUAGUAUAAGAAAAACGAGAACUCUGCUGACCUUUGCUAUUUAAAAAAAUCACAUAAAUGGUUUUCAAAAAUGAUAUUUAUGAAUUAUGCUAGACAUUGAAACCCAGCCAGGACUGAAGUAUCAAGGACAAGUAUAUAAAUUGUAAAGUGCAUUUAAAAGUGAUAUCUGAGAUACGUGCACAAACACAUGCAUGUCAGUGUCCUAUAUAUCCAAAUGCCAUAUUGAUGCAUGUUUGGUAUUCACGGCUCGUCACUCGUGACCCGGGCCCCGCGUGACCUCGGAUGCAGGCCACUCUCACUGAAUAAACACAUUAAAAUUUCAUGAUUCAAUUUCUCACUUUCGUGUUUGUUCGAAAUUCGAUCGGAUAAAUUUGCGAAACAGCAAUUACUUUCCAAGAAUUAAUAGUUAACAGACUCUUUCAUCAACCACAUCGUAUAACGCUUAAAAUUAUUGGCUGAUGCUAAAACUUACAUUCAACACCAAAUAGUAAAAUAUUUUUUUAUUAGCAAAAAAGCUGCGUAUUUUUUGUAUGUCUUAUUUUUGGCGCAAAAGCGACCGACCCUUAGAUCGUCUCUCCAUCUUGUUCGCAGUCUUCCAGAUACAGAAAUAGAGGAAGACCGCUUUAUGGAAUCAGAUACCACGUGUUUCCACUUAUUUCUCUUCAAUUUGAUUAUUUACUUCAAGUCCUGUGCACAUGUUAUUAAUUUAUUUAUUAUCCCAAAUAAUCAGUAAUAUCUAAGAGUAUGAUAAAUACGGUAAAAACAAUUUUGUAAACGGUAAACGUGACGUGGGUAACGUUACAAAAGUAAUUUGCAAUUGCUCACAAUAUAGUAUCCUGAAGUCAGCACAGUACCCUCGUAAGCUCUAAGUAUUUUUAAAUAUGAUCAGUUAAUUUAUUGAUAAGUAAUUAGGUAUGAGAGCAAGGAAUAUCCAAGAUAUUAGUUAUCCGUAAUUACUGAUUUAUGAUAAUGUUAGUCGAUAGAUUAGUCUAUAGUCUAGGUAUUGUGUGCGGAUCUUACGACCUCUGCGCUGUUGUAAAUUAAUUUUAAAUUUAUUGUGCACGUCUUUUUUCGUAAGCCAUAAUGUUGAUAAAAAAUAAACUUAUAACUAUAUAAGAUUCCACUAGCGGACCUGUAGGUCGUUUAGUCCGCAAGCGCAAAACAUACACUUUCUAGUCUCGAUAUACUACAGUUGUUUAAUUCUGAAAUAACACAAUACAUAUACAUAAGCUUAGAAUGAUCUUUGUAUAUUCUAAACGCUUUGAUGUAAUAUGAUGCGAUUGUAUUGAAUGUAUAUUUGUUGUAGAUUUACAUAAUUAAAAAUAAUUUUAUCUUACAAAAUGUUGUAGUAGUAAAAUAAAUGCGAAUCAGCCUUAUUGCCUCCGUCCAGUGAAACAAAUAUGGCUCCACCACAGUGCCUUGCGAGUUCAUACAAUUGUAUCUAUUAAAAUUAGGAUGUAAUUAUCAUAAGCAGGUCGCACCUUGCCGUUCUCGCGAAAGAGGACAAAUUGCUUGAUAUCCCCGGGGAAAUCAUUUCAGGUGACAUUGCAUGUAAUCGUGCUUUACUUGAAUGCAUAAUUAUAAUCAUAUCUACUUGAACGUAAGAACACAUUGCCAUCACAAAUAGUCACUAGUAUCGUGCUACAUACGCUCCCUUGCUAUGUAAAAUGACGCUUAAGUUUUGUGUUAUUUUUAUUUUUUAAUCUGUAAACCUCUAAAUUAUGUUUGACCUCAAAAGUCAGCGUUAGAUUGUCUUAUCUAUUACCAAAAGCUGGCAAUCAAAAAGGUAAUGGACGAAAUAUGGAGGUUCAUGUUACCUAAAUCCAAAUUUCAAAAUUACCUAAAAUAUCUGCAGAUAUAAUCUGAUGCUGGAUUCUUACUGUUUAAUUACUUUUUAAACCAUAAAAAGUAAUUAAACAGUAAGCUAGCGUUUCUGCUAUAAAUCUCUUCACUUUGAGAAGCGGUUGAAAUUAUACUUCCAGUGUUUUCCAUCAACAUUAAGUUGGUACUCAAUUUUGAAUACUGAAUUACCUACUUAAGAACCUACAACAAAAAGUCUUCAACUUCUAUGAAUGCCGUUAAUGAUAUUUUCCCAUUUACUUAAUGCAUGACAGUAUACUGGACAUUUGUAUUAAUAAAAUACCUAUCAAGACCGGUCCUGCAUAUCCAGACCAUGUAGUUUUAAACAAUACAUUUAUACAAAUGAGCAGUAGUAUUUUCGUCUGCUUGGCUUCUAUUAGUGGCAGUCACAAUCUAAGUACUUAUGUAGGAAUAUAGUUGGAAAUACACUGGAAUCAACAACGUUAUGGGACGUAGCGAGUAGAUUCGUUUAGUGUACUCGAUCUUGCCACUCUCUCUUGCAUUUAGUUGUGAAAGUACUUACUUGAAUUUACUUGUGUAAUUUUUAUUGAGAAGUAAUGUGUUUAAGCCAAAAUAUUUAUGAAUGCUAGAUUCAACGUAUUUUAUUAGGUUUGACUGAAUGGCGGCACAUCCUUUUAAAAUGAUAAUCGACAGACCAAAUUUUUAACAUAUCGGUACCCAAGUCCUAUCAAUAAUAUAUAUAAAUAGGUACAUAUAUUACAUCUACCUAAAAUAAAAUAUAUAAUAAUAAAUUUUAAAAUUAAUGUUAAAAUAUUGAUCAACGAUUUGUUCAGUAUGUGAGAAACGUCUGUUGAAAUGUUACUCAGAGAGCAUUUAGCCAAAGACAAAUUUCAUGAAUAAAGCGCAGGAAACUUAUCUAUAAUAUCACGAAAAUAUGAAAUAAAGCUAUUUUAAGUAAAAUAUCAUCAAGAGAGUGUUUUUAAAAAUAAAUAUAAAUAAACUACAUAUAAGGUAACUAGAUACCACACUGCAAUAAUAAAUUAUUAUAAUUAUUUUGUUAAUUAUUGAACUAUUUAAAAACAUAGGCUAAUAAGCUGUCUUAUGCUAUCCGAUUAAACACAAAUCGACAGCUGAAGUCUGUAUAUACAUGAUAGUCGAUAUCGAGCGACUUCCGUUGUUAAAAUACAGAACGCUAGAGAACACUAUAGAAAUACCACAGACAAUAAAUAACUAAACUGUCGAUACCUAAGUACGAUCGUGUCUCAUUUGUUUUUUUUUUUUAUUAGUUCAAUAAAAAACAGUUGAUUCUUUUUGUUGAUUCGUUUUCUUGAACAUCUGAACAAGAGACACUUUUCCUUAGCAGUUCUCUCUUAUUCAUUCAAUAUUAAUAAAUAAAAUUAAAAUCUAUUGCCGAGAUACAAUUCGUUAUCAAAUACUCUAUCGACGUUUAGCGCAAUCUGAACAAAUUAUUGUUAUAAUUAGGUAUCACAUACUUCAGCUGCAGAGGAUGUGCCGAGCGAUUAAGGUUCGUAAAGCUGAGCAAUUGCCAUAUCGUGUCUGUAGAUGCCAUAUUUUAUUAAUUAGUCUUAUGAAGAGACCUUAGUCAUAAGCGCCUUUGUAUAAAAUCAUGUACCGAUACGGUCCACGUCUCCAGCUGUGAAAGGACUUGAAUUAUAUUGCAAGUUGUAAUUUGGAAAUUGAAAAGUUGUAUUCAACUUUAGUUUUUAGUUAGUUAUUGGUUCCAUUUCUUAGCAGAUUUUCUUUGGUUAAACCAUUGAUAAAGGGUUACACCGUCUCGAAGUCCUGUCCGCAAGCUCAUGUUUAUGGAUCGUAUUGUAUUGUACCUCAUUUUCAGCUCUUGCUUAUUCCUUGUACGUACUUAUUGUUUCAUUUUUAAUUUUAUUAUUGUUUGUAGUAUUUUAAUUUUACAUAAUGGUACUCUAGUACCUGGUUAAGUAUGUUGACUAAGUCACAAAUAAUUUAUUACCAAUGACAAUUUUAUAAAUUCUUUUUAUACAUUUUACUUACUGUGUACCUAUAUUUUUUGUAUAGUUUAAGUGUAGGUAAAAACAUGAGAUAUAUAUUUUGAUGAAAUAGCUAUGACUUACGUGUUUAUUGUAAUAUUAGGAGUUGCCAGAAGUGUGAUUUACUAACAUUUUGUGUUAUUAUUGCAAUGUCAUAGAUUUUAUUUUUGUUUACAUGAUGAUAAGUUUUACUACCUUCUUAUGUUCUUAGGCCUAGCAAUCACUUAUAUGAUUUUGUUAUGUUUAACAACUGCUUGAAACUACAAUAAAAUUACUACCUAGUAGUAGUUUCAACAUCUAUCAUCUAUCAUCUAUGUCAAUAUCAUGGAAUACCUUUAACUUUUUAAACAUUUAGGUUUUAAAAUUAUACUUGCAGUUUCAAUCAUGAUUCACUUCCAGACUUUAAGUACAUUUUUGUAGCUUGUUUUGUGUCCCUCUGCUGGAAGACAAAAUAAACUUAUGAAAGUCAAAAGGAGCGUUUGCCUCCACUUUUGUCUUUCAUAGAUUUCUGUCUAGAGCUGUUUGUUACUGACCGCGCUGAAACUUAUAUGACGCAGGCGUCGAGGUAGACCGUGAACAAGAUGGCGGGACGAUAGACAAGUUUCAGCGCGGUUGACUACCAACGACUAGAAUCUUAUGUGAACUCUAUGUCAAAUCUUGUGCCCUAAGAGGUUACAUGCACACACACAGAACUGGGUUUACGCCGAUCAAAUGAGAUGUUUACACCUUAUUUAAGGCCAGGCGUAUACCCGUCUAUACUCUCUUUACUAGUGUUCCGGUAGUGACACUUCUAUGUUAUAUUACAAUGGAAACAAUAUAUAGCUUUUUCGCGCUUCCCGGUGUGUUAGUUUCCCAUUCCAUGAGAGCUAGGAAAAAUAUUUCUAAAUUAAACAUUACCGGAACCGGAAUUAGUACAAAUUAAUUGAAUGCAUCAAUUACACAUGCACUAAUUCUGAAUAUAAAUAUUUUUACUCUAUAAAUUUACCGAAAUAUCAGAAAAUUAAAAUGCAACUUCACUGUGUAACCUGAAUAUCGAGAAUUGGUAGAAAGAAUUGAAAGUAUUAUCUGAUAAAAUGCGUAAGCGCACACGAGCUUUGAAUAUGUUCCAAUGUAUUCUAUAUAUAGUCUAUGGAUAGGUAGGUACAGGUACUUACCUACGGACUGUUCUCGCGAGAGUGGUUUAAAGUGCCUAAUCCGGAACUUCUCAAGGCGGCAUCGGUGAGGUUGCACAAAUACAUAUCUACAUAUCUAAAGGCAUUGUAAACUACUAAUAUGAACAUGACUAUUAUAUAUACUUAUGUUAUAUUGCAACUUUCACAUUUGAGAACAAAUUAAAUUUAGUCACAUGUA